CAAUAAAAUAUUUUUUUGACGAGAUGGUCAAAAAUGUAAUAAUUCAAGAUAGUAUCGAAAUUGCAAGUUCAAGGCGACAAUGUCAAAGUGAUAAUGUUGGUGGACAUAAUCAAAUAUCAAAUAAUCCUGAAAGCAAUAUCGUACCAGAACAAACCGAAACAUCUAUUAGUCAUCCAAGAAGUGAAUCAACCAUCCCUCUUCAAGCAGCUACGAUUGAUAAUAACAAUAUGGAGGAGGAGCGUUCAAAUAUUAUUAUUAUUGAUGAUAAUUCAGAAACUGAAGAACCGGGACCAAGAAUUGAUAGUACUAUAGAUGACGAGAUAAUUAUUAUUUCAGACGAUGAAACGGAUAUUAACAAUGAUAAUGAGCAGAUAAGUAGUGUCGCUGAAAAUCCUAAUCCUGAUAUAUCACUAUCAAUGGAUGAAUUUCCAGUAUCGAUCAGGGAAAAAUUAAAUACAAUGGUUUUCGACGACGUGAAAGUGACGAUGGAUUCAAAAUUUUGCGGUUGUUGCCUAUUAUAUCAGCCUCGAACUAUUUUUCGGCCUUGUAGGCACAGAUCCCUGUGUUUGCGGUGCAAAAAAGGAUAUGAAUUGCUCAGUGCUCAAGAGAAUAAUGAAUUGAAAUGUCUUAUUUGUAAUCGCCCAUCGACAUCUAUAAUGAUAUUGUACUAAGUACCGACAUUUGCUUUUUGUGGACGCUUAUGUCUGUGUCACAUUUAAU
Messenger RNA from Cotesia glomerata, 720 nucleotides. RefSeq lists its product as uncharacterized. The coding region runs from base 24 to 671 and encodes 215 amino acids. The record is from RefSeq and is a predicted model, not a curated record. The transcript is spliced from 4 exons. NCBI's taxonomy places the organism in Eukaryota, Metazoa, Arthropoda, Insecta, Hymenoptera, Braconidae.